Messenger RNA from Trichoderma citrinoviride, 1524 nucleotides. RefSeq lists its product as hypothetical. Gene Ontology annotation, molecular function: GDP-dissociation inhibitor activity. The coding region runs from base 1 to 1524 and encodes 507 amino acids. The transcript has 3 exons. Lineage: Eukaryota; Fungi; Ascomycota; Sordariomycetes; Hypocreales; Hypocreaceae. Gene Ontology annotation, cellular component: cytosol; nucleus; cytoplasm. Gene Ontology annotation, biological process: protein geranylgeranylation; vesicle-mediated transport; small GTPase-mediated signal transduction. The record is from RefSeq and is a predicted model, not a curated record.
AUGGAAUCCCUCUCAGACACAAAGUGGGAUGUAGUGAUCAGCGGCACGGGGCUCCAGCAAUCCCUUCUCGCCCUUGCCCUGUCGCGAUCUGGCAAGAACAUCCUCCACGUCGAUUCCAACGAGUACUAUGGCGAGGCUGAGGCUGUCCUGAGCCUGCAAGAGGUUGACGAGUGGGCGGCGAGGCGGCAAUCCGGCGACGGGGAUGGCGUUUUUGCAGCCGCAAAGGUGACUCGCUCCGACGACGCCGAAAGCUUGUCGUCGUCGAGAGGAUACAGCCUCGCCCUGGCUCCUCAGCUGAUCCACACGCGCUCGGAGCUGCUCUCCAAGCUGGUGUCGUCCAAAGCCUUCCGGCAGCUCGAGUUCCUCGCCGUCGGCUCGUUCUACAUCUUCCAGCCCUCCUCAUCCACAGACCCGGGUUCAGCCCCCAGCCUCCACCGCAUACCGUCCACCCGGGAAGACGUCUUUGCCAACACGACGAUUUCCGUCAAGGCGAAGCGGGGGCUCAUGAAGUUCCUCAAGUUCGUGCUGGACUACACUUCGGAGCCGCAGACGGACGUGUGGAAGCCGCACGCAGGCGACUCGCUGGCGAGUUUCCUUGCGGCCGAGUUCAAGCUCGACGCCGACUUGCAGGCAUACAUCAUCACCCUGACCCUCAGUCUCGACGGCAAGAUCACAACGGAAGCUGGCCUGGCCGCCAUCCACCGCCAUGUCACGUCCAUGGGCGUCUUUGGCCCCGGGUUCGCGGCGGUGUACCCCAAAUGGGGCGGCCUCUCUGAGAUUGCCCAAGUGGGCUGCCGCGCCGGUGCCGUCGGCGGCGCUGUCUACAUGCUCGGCGUUGGCGUCAAGGACGUCCAGAAAGCCUCCUCCGCGGCCGAAAUGCCCGAGGCCCUGGACAUUGUCCUGUCCAACGACAUGCCCAUCAAGUCAAAGACCCUGGUCAAAGGGCUGGGCCAGCCGGCGCGCGAAAGCCGCCGUCUGAGCAGGCUCACGGCCAUUGUCAACUCAGACCUGCCCUCGCUCUUUGAGGCCGUGUCCGAGGGUCCGACACCAGCCGUUGCCGUGGUCGCGAUUCCCGCUGGGACGCGCUUUGGCGAGGAUGGCGCAUUGACAGAGUAUCCCAUCUACGCCAUGGCUCAUUCGAGUGACACAGGCGAAUGCCCCCGUGGACAAUGCGUACUAUACCUAAGCACUCUCGCAAGCCCAAAUGCUCAAGCCCAUCUUGAACAGGCGCUCUCGUCUCUGCUGGCAUCGCUGGCAGUGCAAGGCCAGGCUUCUUCUCCCAAGCCGCUCUACCAACUGUAUUAUGAACAAUCCGGCUAUGAUACCCCAUCUGUAGACAUUGAUGAGCAGUCUGCCGUGUUUUCUCUGCUACCUCUGGACCUUGCCUUCAACGACUCUGUACUAGAUCCCGUGCGGAAAGCUUGGGAACUGGUCAUGCCCGAUGUGACGGAUGAGGAGGCUGCAGAGUACAUGGUAUUCACAGACCGGGAAGGCGCCGAUGCAGAAGAUGAGUUUGAUAAUUGA